CUAGGAGUUCGCUGUUGCUGUUGCAGGCUUGAAUGGUCCUCUGUGUCCUGCUCUGAGAUCUGCUGUUGGGUGCAUUGAGGGGACCUCAGGAAGCUCUGAGAUUUAGACAUGGAUGCAGUGACUUUUGACGAUGUGCAUGUGAACUUCACUAAAGAAGAAUGGAAUUUGCUGGAUCCUUCCCAGAUGAAUCUCUACAAAGAUGUUAUGUUGGACACCUACUGGAACCUUACUUCUAUAGGCUACAAAUGGGAAGACCAUCAUAUUGAAGAACCAUGUCAAAGUUCUCAAAGACAUACAAGCUCCAGUCUGCCUCCCAGGUGUACUCUGUUUCUUGUGAGCCUAGGGUCGGCUCCCAACACUUGUGAAUGAAGUCAAGUUGGAAAACCCUUUACAUGCCACAGUAGUCUCUGAAUACCUAAAGGAACACAUACAAGAGAGAAACCUUAUCAAUAUAACUAAUGUGGUAAAGCCUUGCAUGUCCUAAUCAUAUUUAAAUGUAUGAAAGUAUUUAUAGUAGAUGUAAACUGUAUUAAUUUGAAUAUGCUUGGCCCUAAGCAGUGGCACUAUUAGUGGGUGUGUCUUGUAGGAAUAGAUGUUACUUUUUUGAAGGAAGUGAAUUACUGGGGUGGUGGUGUUUGGAGCUUUGGCCAGUACAAAGCAGCCCCACCUACUGUUUGGCUGGAAGAUAGUCUCUUCCUGCCAGCCUUCUCAUGAAGAUGCAGAAUUCUCAGCUCCUUCUUUAGCAUCAUGGCUGCCUUCAUGCUGCCAUGCUUCCUGCUAUAAUGGUAAUAAACUAAAUAUUUGAAACUGUAAGCCAGGCCCAAUUAAAUAUUUACCUUUAAAACAGUUGCCUUGGUCACAGUUUGUCUUCUGAGCAAUGGAAAUUCUUUCUAAGACUGAAGUUAGUACCACAGACUUAAGUAUUGCUAUGAUACGCCUGGCCAUGUUUUUGUUUGGAGCAAUGUGGAAUUUAAUACAUUGGAUUUGUACACAUAUUAAGUUGAAUUUAAUUGGACAUGCAAGGAGAAAUGUGGAACACAUAGGCACUGGAGAGCGAUUUGAACUCUGUAUAUGUUUUUAUAAUGUUUUGCUUAAGAAUGUUGUUGCUUUUUGACCUUGUCUUAAGAGUGAUGCAUUGGCAAAAGAAGUAAAAGGAAAGCCAGCAUA
Mus musculus (house mouse) is the source of this 1167-nucleotide messenger RNA. RefSeq names its product predicted gene 7762. The record is from RefSeq and is marked validated. NCBI's taxonomy places the organism in Eukaryota, Metazoa, Chordata, Mammalia, Rodentia, Muridae. The coding region runs from base 109 to 369 and encodes 86 amino acids. The transcript has 4 exons.